Molecule: messenger RNA, 771 nt
Organism: Eruca vesicaria subsp. sativa (arugula)
Lineage: Eukaryota; Viridiplantae; Streptophyta; Magnoliopsida; Brassicales; Brassicaceae
Source: the annotation of a GenBank genome assembly
GCUUUUUCCCAGUCUAGCUAAAACUCCUCCAUCUUCUCUCGAAUUCUUGCCGAGCAAUUCUUCUUCGUUCAUUGUCGCGUGGAUUGCAUCUAUUAGCGUUUAGAUAAGGAUUGGCAAUGGAAGAAGAAGCAGGAAACGGAGGGUCUCGUAAACGCAUGAAGCCAUCUGAUGAAGAGGAAAAAAGAGAUUUGGGAGAUGGAAUAGGCCUGGAUGCAACUGAGAAUGAAGAAACUGAGACGAAAAUUGUUGCUUCUGAUGAGAUGGAACUUAACAUUGCUCAGAUUCUCGAAAAGAUUGAGAACUUCACACAAACUGUUUCUAAUCUGCUAGACACAGGAAAGACAAUGUUUAAGGAACUCAGCAACGAAUUUGAAGAACGCUUGAUCAUGAUACACAAGGAGCAUGUUGAGAAAUGGCAGGAGGAGAUCAAGGAAUUGCGUUUGCUUGAUGCGUCAAACGAGGAGACUACUUCCCUCUUACACAAUGCACGCUUCCUGAUUCAGAAUCCUAACAUUGAGCCUUGAGGUAACUAUUUAAAACCCACAAAGAAAAGUGGUACUAUCACCCAGAUAUAAGAACAUACUAUAUAUGUGUAUUGGCCUUAGACCAACAUGUAUAUCAGUUGGAAAGUUUAGACUUUCACGAUUUAGAAGUUACAUCAUGUCCUGAACGAAACGUAGAACAAUCCUAUCAUUAAACGUGAAACAACUUGUUUUCUUUAUGUAAGAUUAUGAGGUUAAUAUACGAUGACUCUCCUAAAUGGAACUUCAC